Glossina fuscipes is the source of this 1065-nucleotide messenger RNA. Its product is annotated as serine/threonine-protein phosphatase beta isoform-like. Gene Ontology annotation, molecular function: protein serine/threonine phosphatase activity. The record is from RefSeq and is a predicted model, not a curated record. Bases 1 to 1065 code for a protein of 354 amino acids. The transcript has a single exon. Gene Ontology annotation, cellular component: cytoplasm; nucleus. NCBI's taxonomy places the organism in Eukaryota, Metazoa, Arthropoda, Insecta, Diptera, Glossinidae.
AUGGAUGCAAUCGUAAUAAAUGUCGAUAAUAUAAUAGAACAACUGUUGAAGAAACCUACUUGGGAAGCAAUGCAAAUAACGGAAUCGGAAGUACGUGGUUUAUGCUUGAAAUCCCAGGAGUUAUUCUUACAGCAACCUAUUCUCCUCGAAUUAGAGGCCCCAUUAGUCAUAUGCGGCGAUAUACAUGGUCAAUACUCAGAUCUCUUGAAUAUAUUCGAACUAUGUGGCUUUCCUCCGAUAGCCAAUUAUCUAUUCUUGGGCGAUUAUGUAGAUCGCGGGAAGCAAUCAUUGGAAACAAUUUGCCUGCUGCUAGCUUAUAAAAUCAAAUAUCCCGGGAAUUUCUUUAUGUUGCGCGGCAAUCAUGAAUGCGCUGGAAUUAAUCGUUUCUAUGGAUUUUAUGAUGAAUGUAAACGAUAUUAUAAUGUAAAAUUAUGGAAAUCGUUUAUAGAUUGUUUCAAUUGUUUGCCACUGGCUGCUAUCGUUGAGGAAAAGAUAUUCUGCGUCCAUGGCGGUCUAAGUCCCGAUUUGCAUAGUAUGGAUCAAAUACGACGUUUGGUACGUCCUCUUGAUAUACCCGAUAACGGCUUGUCGUGCGAUCUGUUAUGGAGCGAUCCAGACCGAGAUGUGCAGGGCUGGGGCGAAAAUAGUCGCGGAGUAAGCUACACAUUUGGCGUGGACAUUGUAACGGAAUUUUUAAAUAAUCAUCAUCUGGACUUAAUAUGCCGUGCGCAUGAGGUCGUCCGAGAUGGUUAUGAAUUCUUUGGUGGCCGUCAAUUGGUCACUUUAUUUUCUGCUCCUCAAUAUUGUGGCGAAUUCGAUAAUGCUGGCGCCAUUAUGACGGUGGAUACUAAUCUACUAUGUUCCUUUCAGAUUCUAAAGCCCUCUAGAAUGAAAUUUAAAUAUUUGUGCAACGAAAUGAAUUCAUUACUUUUGCCACCGCCACCACGUAACGCUACGCUUCUAUCAACGAAUGCAUUUAAUGAUGACUAUUUAAAUGAUAUAGAAGAUGUCCCGAUAUCGGGAGUGCAGGCCAUCAUACCCGCGACCAAAAACGAACAAGUUUAA